CAAAAAAACCUUCCAAAACGACAAAAUGACGCAACCCGACACGACACCUCAACUCAGGGUUUCACAAUCACAGUAUGGCUUACGGUGGAAUAUUACUUCAGAAUCCCAGACGCUUCCCUUUUGUUCUUCUCUCAAUUUUUCGAGGUACAGUUCUUUUUUUGGGGCUCUAUUCCGUACAUUCAUUGAUUUUUACCACAAAUGUUUAUUGUUGCCUCUUGCCACAAUCGUGAUGCUGAUCUCCUAAUUUAAACAUAUAACUCUUUGUUUCGAACUGUCAAGUUUCAUGCUGCAUCAAAUUUGGUUUAAAUUUGACAAUAAUCAGGGCCAAUUUGAUUAAUAUAGCUCUCUUAGCUGCAGAAGCUGAAAAGGGAUUGUAAAGUUCUUAUUUUUUUUGUUUCAUUUUCUUACGAAAUGUUGUCUGCUUGAACUCUCCACACGGGACAUCACUUUGUACGUAGUGUGAGUUUUGUUUGUGAUUAAUCAUUGUUAUAGAACAGAAGGUGGAUUAUGGAUAGAAGAUCAAUAAAUUUUGUGAAUUAGGACAAAUGCUGGAAAUUUUAUUACCAAUUAGCAGCUUAGAUUGGAAACUUCUGUCCGAAGAGAAAUGGCAUUUUCAGUGGUAAAUUAAAGUAAGCUUUAACAGUGACCAAUGGAAGCAAUUACACAGCUAAUUACUUUCUGGGUAAUUAGCAUGAUUGCUGCCAUGUACAUUUCACUUUUCAAAUUUUAGAAUUCAUUUUGAAUUUCACUGUGUUUAUUGUCACUGUUUUGUUCUGUAUAGCUGGCUUUCUCUUCGUAAUUUGGUUCCUGGGAGUUAUUUCAACACUGGGGAUUUACUUAAAUCACAUGUAUAUUUUGUUGGUUUUCUUGUAGCUCCCGCAUUAUAAGAUGAAUGGAUUAACAAGUUAGCUUUGACACACGGUUGGUGUCCCACAAAUUGGCUCAAUGGGUGACUCAGCUUCUGUUUCUGGCCCAAGCACAACCUUUUUAGGAUCAGAUAGUAGUAUUAGUGUUAAGAAAUCAAGAGGGCGUUUGAUUGCUUCAGGCCAAAAAUCAUUUGAACAUCAAUCUUUGAGGAAACUGCAUUCCCAUCUUCGUUGGAUAAAUCCUGGGAAAUUGGGUAAACGGGUGGCUGCUGGCCCUGUUACAUCAUUUUUACUUGAAGUUGCUGUGUUGGAAAUUGUAAGGAGGUUAUCCAAGGCCAAAUGUCCGCUGGUUUGGUCGACUCUCCAGGCUCUGCAGGUUUUCUGCUAUCCACCCUUUAAAUGGAUUCAGAGAUGGAACCCAUUUCAAGCUUUGGUCAAAGGCAUGCAGAUGUUGUCGCGACCAUUACUUGUCAUAUCCAUUGCAAAUGCUAUAUCUGAUUGUUCGGAAGGCAAACGUAGCCUUUCAGAUGCUGAAGAUCCUCCUCAGGCCAGUGAAUCAGCUGCAUUAGAUUCCCAUUUAGAUGAAUCUUCGUUGCUAUCUGCUCCUGAAAUAAGUACUGGUAAUAAAGAACCUCAAAUUUCAUCUUCUAAAACUUGGUUGCUUCAGCUCUAUGAAGAACUUCAGCGUGAGGGAAUAACCUUGCCUGCGAGAAUUGAUGACGAUGAGCUUGAAAGAUUCUAUGCUACUGUAAAUGGCAAUCUUUCAGCCUGUAUAUCAUUGGUGAAGAAGACAAUAUCUUGGAGGGAGACUUACAGAAUUCUUUCCUUACAAGAACUUGAAGUGUGGUCAAAUAUGGUCUUUUGGCAUGGAUUUGAUGCAAAGGGUAGACUCUGCCUUGUUGUCCGCCUUGGAUUGGCUUGCAUGACUGUCCCAUUGGCUGACAGACCUCAGUUUGCUCAAGCAAUUGUUUCACAGGUAGAGUAUGGAGUCCUUAAUCUAACGGACCAUGAACAUUCUCGAAUUACUGUCUUGGUGGACUGUGAAGGGUUGUCACCUCUGAAAUUCCCAAUGAAAAUAUCUUUAACUUGUUCUAAUAUUCUUCAAGAACACUUCCCGAAGCGUCUUGGUUGUGUGUAUGUUAUACGACUUCCUCCAGUUGCCCGAGUCAUUGCACAAACUUUUAUCCAGUUCCUUAAUCCAGGAACGAGGUCAAAGCUGAAGAUUCUCGGGGAUAGGUAUAAAGCCACUCUCUCAGAGUUAAUCAAGGAACUCCCAUCAUGUCUUGGUGGGUUGUGCACAUGCACGAUAUGUUCAGGGGAAGAAAAAAGCAUUUUCGAGGAAUUUUCAAUCAGGGAAACAGAUUUCACCGCUUCAAUUGAAAAUAUAGCUCGUGAAGAUGUUCUGCCAGAACUUGAUGCUAUCUAUGACUCUUAUACGUGGAGUAGCAGUGAACAUGUAUUGAGAAAAGCUGUCGUAGGAGUUUUAAUUUUCUGGGUGUUGAUAGUUUUACUUGCUGGAAUACAUGAUCCGGAUAGCACACCAUUUUAAACAUCAAGUAAGAUCAUAUCGUUGUGGUUAAUCUGUCGAAAUGAAGUACUUAUGACUCUGUAUAGUAGCGUGUUCGCAUUCAUAAAUUCAAUAGCUGUCCAGGAGUGUAAUUACUGAGCUCCUCAUGAUAAGUUUUGUACGUGUGAGGAUAUUAAAUCAAAUCCGAGAUAAGCUGAAGAUUGUGCUUCACAAAGUGAUUGGGUUAAUUUAUGCUGUUUAGGUCAAGAAAUGUCUGUUUUGUAGUGUUAAUCCACGAGGAUUUUAGAUGCAAACCCCUAUGAAAAUCCUAUCCUUAAAACUUAUGUCAUGACUAAAUUAUUCGUUAUGCACUUGUGCC
Messenger RNA from Oldenlandia corymbosa var. corymbosa, 2752 nucleotides. NCBI's taxonomy places the organism in Eukaryota, Viridiplantae, Streptophyta, Magnoliopsida, Gentianales, Rubiaceae. The record is from the annotation of a GenBank genome assembly.